GGCCGACCGGGACUCACUCCGCACCACGUGACCAGGCCGGGUCCUUUUACGGCCUGAGCUCGUUUGCGACCGCCGGCUGUUCGCUUUACGGCAGUGCCCGACUACUCGCGGUGACAGACGGCUCAUACCCGGGAGACCCCAUCGUGUCAGACCGAGAGAAAAUGCCCUCCUUUAAGUUAACGACACAAGCGUACUGCAAAAUGACGCUCCACAGUGCCAAGCACCCGGCCUGCGCGGUGAACGGCAUCUUGGUGGCAGAAAGACAAAAGCGCAAAGAAAGUCACUCUCAAGUCCUGUUUGUGGACUGUGUCCCACUCUUCCAUGGUGCUAUAGCUCUGUCCCCAGUGCUGGAGGUAGCACUAACCCUGAUUGACACUUGGUGUAAAGAAAACAGUUAUAUAAUCGCUGGAUACUAUCAAGCCAAUGAGCGCCUGAAGGACAACAGUCCCAACCAGGUCGCUGAGAGAAUCGCAUCCCGGAUUGCAGAGGGAUAUAGUGACGCAGCUCUAAUAAUGGUGGACAACUCUAAGUUCUCAGUGGAUUGUGUAAUUCCUUCAAUUCAUGUGUACGAGCACCAUGACAAUAAGUGGAAAGGCAAAGAUCCGCACGAGGACGUCUUUGAAGACUGGCCAGAAGCUCAGAGGAUUUCUGCUUCUCUCUUAGACAGCCGAUCUUAUGAGACCCUUGUGGAUUUUGACAGCCACCUUGAUGACCUCCGAAAUGACUGGGCCAACUCUGAAAUCAAUAAAUCCAUUAUCCAUCUAUGCUAAGGCUACAUGGAUCUCUGCGGCGCCCAAGCUAUGCAAGAUGACCUCUGUAUGUGGUAACGGUUAAGUAAGGAACAUUUUGCGCUGGAUGCAGUCUUGGCAAGGUGUUCGGGGACGUGCUAGCUAGCUUCCAUACAGUUGGAGCAUCCUUUCGCUGGAACUCACCCGUGUACUGCCUCUCCGUGUCCUACAGAAUGGGGAACAGCCUGAAGAAUUCUGCAGAGGUUGCUGGGCAGAUUUAUCCGUUUUUGUAUAAUUGUCAGAGGAUAAUUUCUAAUGACAUCUCGAGUUGUUUUAUUUUAUUUUUUACCAGAUGGCAUCUAAACAAAGUUGUAUGAACAGAUGACUUAAUAUAAUCUUUAAUAGGUGAUGUUGCAGUGUAAUUUUUAUCUGUUUGUAAAUGAGAAUUUUAAGAAUAAUUAAUUGUAUGUCUUUGGCCAGGCUGGAACUAAUGAGGUUGUAGUAUUUGAUUGUUCUGGCCACUACACUUAAAAUCGGAAUCUUCUUCCAGUUUUUUUCUUUUGAGAUUUUACACGACGUGGCUACAUCCCAAGGACAAAACACCUAGAAGUGGCGGCUGUGUUUUUGUUGCUGCCUACAAGUAGAUAUUGUUGUAUACUAGAUAUCAUUUAUUAUUAUUUUUUUUUUUUCAUUCUAUGAACCGGAUGUCGCCGUUUUUGCAUGUAUUUGGAUAGAAGACGCGGCACUCGGUACAGUGCAUCGCUCAACCGCCUUCUCCAGUGUGUUUUCUUGCUGUCAUUAUUUUCACUUCUUUGCUGCGUAAGGCUUGGAGAGGUACAUUGUCUUACACUCACAUCAGGCCGUUUUUCUUUUUGUCCUAGAAAUAAAAACUAAACCUUCGCUAUUUCCCUCCUCUGCGAGGAUAAUAUGUGGUGGUCUUCAUUGUAAAA
Messenger RNA from Pseudophryne corroboree (corroboree frog), 1678 nucleotides. It is a transcript of the gene EMC8, whose product is annotated as ER membrane protein complex subunit 8. The coding region runs from base 162 to 770 and encodes 202 amino acids. NCBI's taxonomy places the organism in Eukaryota, Metazoa, Chordata, Amphibia, Anura, Myobatrachidae. The record is from RefSeq and is a predicted model, not a curated record. The transcript has 6 exons. Gene Ontology annotation, cellular component: EMC complex.